AGAAAAGAAAUGGUUACAUCAAAUGUGGACUUAAGACUAAAUACCCACUUGUACAAUCAAUGCCGUGAAUGGCAAGAACAAGAAUUCAAAGAAGAGAAAAGUGAGCACUAGAAAAGAACCAACAACCAUGGUGGAAAAUUUGGAUCAGAUUUCCCACUAAUUUAGAACUUCUUCUCUUUGAGAAAAGUAUGGCUGAAUUCCUUUGGACAUUUGCUGUGGAAGAGACGUUGAAGAGAACGGUGAACGUUGCAGCUCAGAAAAUUUCUCUCGUUUGGGGUUUGGAAGAUGAACUUUCAAAUUUAAGCAAAUGGCUACUCGAUGCUGGAGCCCUUUUGCGCGAUAUCGAUAGGGAAAUACUUCGCAAGGAAUCGGUGAAGAGAUGGGCAGAUGGGCUUGAAGAUAUCGUUAGUGAAGCUGAGGAUCUUUUGGACGAGCUUGCUUAUGAAGAUCUUCGAAGAAAAGUGGAAACAAGUUCAAGGGUGUGUAAUAAUUUCAAAUUUUCUUCUGUUCUUAACCCUCUUGUUCGUCAUGAUAUGGCCUGUAAAAUGAAGAAAAUUACUAAAAUGUUAAAACAACAUUAUCGCAACUCUGCUCCUUUAGGGCUUGUUGGGAAGGAAUCCAUGGAGAAAGAAGAUGGAGGUAAUAAUCUUAGGCAGAUUAGGGAAACAACUUCGAUUCUGAAUUUUGAUGUUGUGGGAAGGGAAACUGAAGUUUUAGACAUAUUGAGAUUGGUGAUUGAUUCUAGUAGUAAUGAGUAUGAGCUUCCUUUGUUGAUUGUACCGAUUGUAGGGAUGGGUGGAGUUGGAAAAACAACUUUGGCGAAAUUGGUUUUUCGUCAUGAGUUGAUCAAGAAACAUUUUCAUGAAACAAUAUGGAUAUGUGUGUCGGAACACUUCAACAUCGACGAGAUUUUGGUAGCAAUUUUGGAAAGUUUGACGGAUAAAGUUCCAACCAAAAGGGAAGCUGUACUUCGCAGGCUUCAAAAAGAGUUGCUAGACAAAAGAUGUUUCCUUGUUUUGGAUGAUGUUUGGAAUGAAAGUUCUAAGUUGUGGGAAGAGUUAGAAGACUGUUUAAAAGAGAUAGUUGGGAAAUUUGGAAUCACCAUUAUAGUAACUACAAGGUUGGAUGAAGUUGCUAAUAUUAUGGGAACAGUUUCGGGUUAUCGUUUGGAAAAGUUACCUGAAGACCAUUGUUGGUCCUUAUUUAAGAGAAGUGCAAAUGCAAAUGGAGUAAAAAUGACUCCAAAGUUGGAGGCUAUUCGAAUAAAGUUGCUUCAAAAAAUUGAUGGCAUACCGCUUGUUGCAAAAGUUUUGGGAGGAGCCGUGGAAUUUGAAGGAGAUCUUGAUAGGUGGGAGACCACACUUGAAAGCAUAGUAAGAGAAAUUCCAAUGAAACAAAAAAGUUAUGUGUUGUCCAUAUUACAAUUAAGUGUGGACCGUCUACCCUUUGUGGAAAAACAAUGUUUUGCCUAUUGUUCAAUUUUUCCUAAAGAUUGUGAAGUUGUUAAAGAAAAUUUGAUUAGAAUGUGGAUAGCACAAGGGUUUAUUCAACCAACAGAAGGAGAGAACACGAUGGAGGAUCUGGGAGAAGGGCACUUCAACUUCCUCUUAUCUCGCUCCUUAUUUCAAGAUGUCGUCAAGGAUAAGUAUGGGAGAAUUACUCACUUUAAGAUGCAUGAUCUAAUACAUGAUGUUGCCCUUGCCAUUUUGUCAACUCGUCAAAAGUCGGUAUUAGAUCCUACUCAUUGGAAUGGAAAAACGUCAAGAAAGUUGCGCACCUUACUUUACAAUAACCAAGAGAUCCACCAUAAAGUUGCAGACUGUGUUUUCUUGCGUGUUUUAGAAGUGAAUUCCUUACAUAUGAUGAAUAACUUACCAGACUUCAUUGCUAAGUUGAAACACUUGAGAUACCUUGACAUUUCAUCAUGUUCUAUGUGGGUUAUGCCCCACUCUGUUACUACGCUUUUCAAUUUACAGACACUGAAGCUUGGAAGUAUAGAAAAUCUUCCAAUGAAUUUGAGAAAUUUGGUUAGACUACGUCACUUAGAAUUCCACGUCUAUUACAACACAAGGAAAAUGCCUUCUCAUAUGGGUGAGUUGAUUCAUCUUCAAAUAUUGUCUUGGUUUGUUGCAGGGUUUGAGGAAGGCUGUAAAAUUGAAGAACUCGGAAAUUUGAAAAAUUUGAAAGGUCAAUUGCAACUUUCAAAUCUUGAGCAAGUGAGGAGUAAAGAAGAAGCUCUAGCUGCAAAAUUGGUCAAUAAGAAAAACUUACGUGAGCUAACUUUUGAAUGGAGUAUAGAUAUUUUACGAGAAUGUAGCAGCUACAAUGACUUUGAAGUGUUGGAAGGACUUCAACCACCCAAAAAUCUCAGUUCUUUGAAAAUUACCAACUUUGGAGGGAAAUUUUUGCCUGCUGCUACUUUUGUUGAAAAUUUGGUGUUCCUAUGUUUGUAUGGUUGUACAAAAUGUGAAAGGCUUCCAAUGCUUGGACAAUUAGCCAACUUGCAAGAACUUAGUAUUUGUUUCAUGGAUAGUGUGAGAAGUAUAGGGAGUGAGUUUUAUGGCAUUGACUCCAACCGAAGGGGUUAUUUUCCCAAGUUGAAGAAAUUUGACUUCUGUUGGAUGUGCAACCUAGAGCAAUGGGAAUUAGAAGUGGCAAAUCAUGAGUCAAAUCAUUUUGGUUCUCUUCAAACUCUAAAGUUGGAUAGAUGUGGCAAAUUGACAAAACUGCCAAAUGGGUUAGAAUGUUGCAAAUCUGUUCAUGAGGUGAUAAUAUCAAAUUGUCCUAACCUUACCUUAAAUGUAGAGGAAAUGCAUAACCUGUCUGUUUUAUUAAUAGAUGGGUUGAAGUUUUUGCCAAAAGGAUUAGCUCUCCACCCUAACUUGAAGACCAUAAUGAUUAAAGGAUGCAUAGAGGAUUAUGAUUAUAGCCCUUUCCUAAACUUGCCUUCUCUUACAAAACUUUACUUGAACGAUGGCCUUGGAAAUGCCACCCAGCUUCCUAAACAACUUCAGCAUCUCACUGCCUUAAAGAUUUUAGCCAUUGAAAAUUUUUAUGGCAUUGAAGUUCUUCCUGAAUGGUUGAGAAAGCUUACAUGUUUGGAGACUUUGGAUCUUGUUCGUUGCAAAAACUUGAAACGGUUGCCUUCAAGAGGAGCCAUGCGAUGCCUCACCAAAUUAAAGGAUUUCAAAGUUAUAGCAUGUCCAUUGUUGCUACUUGGGGGCCAAGCUGACCAAGAAGGUGCCAAGUAUCUUCAUAUUCCAGCCUAUCUUUGUCAUGUGUAUCAAUCUAGAGGAAGCCCUCUUUCCAAAACAUCUUCCAUCUAAAGCUUGUAUUAUCAUAUCCAAUGCAUCCUUUGCCUUACCAUUAUGGACUUUCCUACAAACGGCCUUUUCUGGUUGGUGUCUUGCAAGACCUGGUGAAAUCUUUACCAUCUCUUCAAGGAGAAGACAAUCGUGUGGUGGAAAUUGCGUAUGAAACGGGUGAGAUGGAAACAUACGAAUGUGACAACAAAAGAUCAUGGUUUCGGUGGGGUUUAACUAAUGGCUACACCAAUCUGUUAUUGUUGAAGACUACAUGUAAAACAAGAUGGGAAUGUGUUACCAAUAGUUAAAUUUUUACGGUUGUACCUUAGUAGAGCUUGUUUAAGCUUGUUGAUAGUUUGUUAGAAAUAAUUUUGUUUAUAAAUACUUUGCAAUCGUUCACUAAUUUUAAAUGUCAAGUAUUUGCAAUCGUUCACUAAUUUUAAAUGUCAAGUAUUCAAAAAUUCUUUUGCAAUGUACUAUUUAUAUUCACCCUACAACGGAAGACUAUGGUCUCUAAACAA
Messenger RNA from Cucumis sativus (cucumber), 3826 nucleotides. RefSeq names its product disease resistance protein RGA2. Gene Ontology annotation, molecular function: ADP binding. The transcript has a single exon. Bases 189 to 3326 code for a protein of 1045 amino acids. The record is from RefSeq and is a predicted model, not a curated record. NCBI's taxonomy places the organism in Eukaryota, Viridiplantae, Streptophyta, Magnoliopsida, Cucurbitales, Cucurbitaceae. Gene Ontology annotation, biological process: defense response to other organism.